Molecule: messenger RNA, 1413 nt
Organism: Guillardia theta CCMP2712
Lineage: Eukaryota; Cryptophyceae; Pyrenomonadales; Geminigeraceae
Exons: 14
Coding region: 1-1413 (470 amino acids)
Biological process (GO): phosphatidylinositol metabolic process
Molecular function (GO): phosphatidylinositol kinase activity
Source: RefSeq, a predicted model, not a curated record
AUGAAGAUGAUAAAGAUGCUUCCUGAAUAUCUCAAUCAUAUCAGUCAGAAACCAUCUUUGUUGAUGAGAAUAUGUGGAUUAUAUCGUGUUUCUGUGAGCAAGGACCAAGUCCCAAAGUUUUUCUUUGUUGCUCUCAGCGUAUUCGACACGGGAGAUCUUGGACUUCACAAACAGUAUGAUGUAAAAGGAAGCACGUAUGGAAGAACUUCCAACCCAAGCGAUUCCGUUCGAAAAGAUAAUGAUUGGAUCAACGAAAAGAUGGAAAUACAUCUACCUGUUGGGCUGAAACGCUCAUUGGGCGUGUUUGUACAGGCAUACGCCUUGGAAGAAGACUCACGUUUCUUGAAGAAACAAAGCGUGUUAGAUUAUUCAAUCCUCAUCGGAAUCCAUGAUCGAGCGUCGAAUGAUGAGGGUGUAAAAUUCAGAGGGGUUAAGCUUUUACAAGGAAUCCUGAGGAAGAAAAUUCUUCCGUUGAUUCGGGCGAUUAAGAACAUGAAAGAAGCAUCCAAACAGGAAGUAAAGCCCAUAUGGUCAGGCCAGGAGAAGAAACCCUGGAAGUUCGCGCAAACGUUCAGUCACAAAGUGUUUGCUGGGACUUCAUCCAUCAAACUAGACGACUUGAAGCCCAAGCCACUGAGGGACCUCGAUGACCUGUCAAGGUUGACACCAAACGGAAUGAACGAGAUCUCCGAAAUGGAGAAUGUUGAAGAUGCAAAUCGUUCCAGCCUGAGCAAUCUCAACAAAUUUCCUAGCCCCCCCCCGUGGCAGGUGCAUACAAACGCUCACCAUGACCUGGAUAUAGAGCUCCCUUCCUUCACUCGAGUUUCUUCCGCCCCUGCGAUGACCCAGCAGCAGAAGGAAGAAAUCGAUUUCGACGAGCUCAAGAAGAGAUUUGUAAUUGAGAAGAAGAAGUUUGCUCAGAACAAAAAAAAUGAAGCAACAAAACCGUCUCAGAGAAAGCUAAGACACAACCUCCUAUCUGUCUUCACUGAUUUCGAGGGAGAAGCGAGAAUAGACAGAUUGAAAGGAUGGGAAGGGCUGCACGGACCAAUCUGCGGAGAUCUAGAAGAAGGAGAGAACGGAAGGUUCAUCUACUUCAUCGGCAUCAUCGACUUCCUGAUUCCAUGGGACUCGCGCAAGAAAGCUGAGUUCUGCGCGAACCUCAUGCUGGGGAAGGGUCUUGCCGGCUCCUGCGUUCCACCCAACACUUAUGCGAAGCGGCAGACGGACUUUGUGAUCUCAAAGAUGCUCGGGUUGUUCGACAUCCGGAGCGCCAACUCGUAUGCCUCCUCCUCCAUGUUCUCUAUUCCUCCCCGCGUGAGCACACCGCUGGACGAGUUCCUGCGGGAAUGGAAGACGAAUGGCAACUACCACGCGUCCUUCGACAGCCGCACGGAAAACGACGGAAGGUGA